CUCCUACACAAUACACCACACACCUCACUUCACCACACGUCACCUCAAACCCUCCUCAAAACCCACACACGAACAGCCCACAAUCCAGGGCCACCCCAACGCGCGCGCAAAAAUGACAACUCCAAUCCCCAUCCGCCCCGCCACCCCAACCCGCACCAGCACGCUCCUCGCCAACCUCGCGCACGUCUCCUCGCGCGUCGCCGCCGCCGCCGCCGCUUCCUCAACUACCUCCACCACCACCACCUCGUCAGCCCCACGUUUAAUAGCCGUCUCGAAACUCAAACCCGCCUCAGACAUCCUCACCCUCCACCAGGCCCCCGCCAGCCACACGCACUUCGGCGAAAACUACCUGCAAGAACUCAUCGAGAAAGCGCGGUUGUUGCCGCCCACGAUCAAAUGGCACUUCAUCGGGGGCUUGCAAUCGAAUAAAUGCGCGACGCUGGCGCGGGAGGUGCGGGGUCUGUGGGCGGUGGAGAGCGUGGACAGCGCGAAGAAGGCCUCGCUGCUGGACAAAGGGUGGGGGGAGCGGGAUGCAAGCCUCAAGGACACGGAUCAUGAGGAGAGGCUGCGGGUGUUCGUGCAGGUGAAUACCUCGGGGGAGGCGGAGAAGAGCGGGGUGGAGCCCGGGGAGGAGGCGGUGCAGCUGUGUCGGUUUAUCCGGGAGAGGUGUCCGCGGUUGCGGUUGCAAGGGGUGAUGACGAUUGGGGCGAUCGCGAGGAGUCGCGCGGUGAAGGAAGGGGAGGAAAAUGCGGAUUUUGUGACGCUGAGGAAAGUGAGGGAUGAGCGUUGUAGCUCGGUGUGCUUGGCUGUGGAUUGUAUAGUUUGGUGCUGUUGAGCUGGACCACCAGUAACCAACCAGAUGGUUGUCUAUCGGGUAUUAUGCUAGCUAAUCUACCAUAAGAUCGACUCCCACUCCCCGCAAUGCGUCUACCACCCACUGAGGGUAGUUGGUCUUUUCACCAUACAGGUUGG
This is a messenger RNA of Aspergillus saccharolyticus JOP 1030-1, 972 nucleotides long. RefSeq lists its product as uncharacterized. Gene Ontology annotation, cellular component: intracellular anatomical structure. Gene Ontology annotation, molecular function: pyridoxal phosphate binding. The record is from RefSeq and is a predicted model, not a curated record. NCBI's taxonomy places the organism in Eukaryota, Fungi, Ascomycota, Eurotiomycetes, Eurotiales, Aspergillaceae. Bases 113 to 835 code for a protein of 240 amino acids. The transcript has 2 exons.